Molecule: messenger RNA, 278 nt
Organism: Homo sapiens (human)
Lineage: Eukaryota; Metazoa; Chordata; Mammalia; Primates; Hominidae
Gene: HMBS
Product: hydroxymethylbilane synthase
Biological process (GO): heme B biosynthetic process; tetrapyrrole biosynthetic process; heme A biosynthetic process
Cellular component (GO): cytosol
Molecular function (GO): hydroxymethylbilane synthase activity
Source: RefSeq, marked reviewed
AAGUGACGCGAGGCUCUGCGGAGACCAGGAGUCAGACUGUAGGACGACCUCGGGUCCCACGUGUCCCCGGUACUCGCCGGCCGGAGCCCCCGGCUUCCCGGGGCCGGGGGACCUUAGCGGCACCCACACACAGCCUACUUUCCAAGCGGAGCCAUGUCUGGUAACGGCAAUGCGGCUGCAACGGCGGUGAGUGCUGAGCCGGUGACCAGCACACUUUGGGCUUCUGGACGAGCCGUGCAGCGAUUGGCCCCAGGUUGCCAUCCUCAGUCGUCUAUUGG